Messenger RNA from Microthlaspi erraticum, 2061 nucleotides. The record is from the annotation of a GenBank genome assembly. Lineage: Eukaryota; Viridiplantae; Streptophyta; Magnoliopsida; Brassicales; Brassicaceae.
AUGAACAAUCUGAGUUAUCUUGAACCAGAUUACUCUGAGUUUGUUGAAGUUGAUCCUACUGGAAGAUAUGGAAGAUACAAUGAAGUUCUGGGUAAAGGAGCUUCAAAGACUGUUUACAGAGCAUUUGAUGAAUAUGAAGGGAUAGAAGUAGCAUGGAACCAAGUAAAGCUCUACGAUUUCUUACAGAGCCCUGAAGAUCUCGAGAGGCUCUACUGUGAGAUUCAUCUCCUCAAGACCUUAAAACACAAGAACAUCAUGAAAUUCUACACCUCCUGGGUCGAUACCGCCAAUCGAAACAUCAAUUUUGUCACUGAAAUGUUCACUUCCGGCACCUUAAGACAGUAUAGACUGAGGCAUAAGAGAGUUAACAUAAGAGCGGUGAAACAUUGGUGUAGACAAAUCUUGAGAGGCUUACAUUACCUUCACAGCCAUGACCCUCCUGUAAUCCACAGAGACCUCAAAUGUGACAACAUUUUCGUCAAUGGCAACCAAGGAGAGGUCAAAAUCGGAGAUCUUGGCCUCGCUGCCAUCUUAAGAAAGUCCCACGCUGCUCACUGCGUCGGUACGCCUGAGUUCAUGGCUCCUGAAGUCUACGAAGAAGCUUACAACGAAUUGGUAGAUAUCUACUCGUUCGGUAUGUGCAUUCUUGAAAUGGUUACAUUUGAUUACCCCUACAGCGAGUGCACUCACCCAGCUCAGAUCUACAAGAAAGUCAUGUCCGGGAAGAAACCGGACGCAUUGUACAAGGUAAGAGACCCUGAGGUUAAGUACUUCGUGGAGAAAUGCUUAGCCACUGUCUCGCUUAGAGUCUCUGCUCGUGAGUUACUAGACGAUCCUUUCCUUCGAAUAGACGAUGGUGAGUUGGACUUCAGAUCAGUCGACAUGGAUGACUCGGUCGGGCCGCUCGUUAGGCAGCCGACGCAUAAUCUUGCUGACUACUACAAUUACAACCAGUCGAAUAGUAGCUCGUUGAACCGUCAGUACUCGAAUGGUUACAGUAGUGGUGGUGGUCAUGAGUAUCAGAACGGUUGGGCGUAUAAUCCAGGUGAGACAGAGGAGACUCACGGAAUCGAGCUCUUUGAACGUCGAAGCGAUGAUGGUCAAGAAGAAGAAGACAAGAGACCUGGUAAUGUUGAUAUAACCAUCAAAGGGAAGAGAAGAGACGAUGGUGGCUUGUUCUUGCGUCUUAGGAUCUCUGACAAAGAAGGACGUGUUCGAAACAUUUACUUCCCAUUUGACAUUGAGACAGACACGGCACUGAGUGUUGCAACGGAGAUGGUAGCGGAACUAGAUAUGGACGAUCACGGAGUUACGAAGAUAGCCAACAUGAUCGACGGAGAGAUAUCUAAACUCGUGCCUAGUUGGAGACCGGGACCUGAAUUCGAAGAAUGUCUUGCGGCGGCAGCGGCUGCGAACGCUGCGAGCUUUUGCAACAACUGUGUAUCGAACCGGACGUCGAUGGGCUCGGUGAUGGAUUUCUUGAGGACUAAUCCCGGAGCAAACGUAGCACAGUGUUGCAGGAACGGGUGUGGUGAGACUCAUGGACGGUUUGAGGAGAUUACGAUAAGAGAAACAGAGGUUCGUCUUAGAGAGAUAUGGAAGCUGCAGCAACAGCAGGAGAGCCGCGAGCUUAGCUCGAUAGAUUCGGGGCAAAACCACUCCGAGGAAGAGGAGGAGGAAGAGGAAGAGGUAUACGAAAACCCUGAAAUCACGUUUUCUUGUGAGGCAAGUAACCAUUUAACCGGUUCUGGAUCGUUCUCGUUUAUGCCGUCUAUAUACUGCGAAUCGGAGAAAACCGAGAAUCAGGUCCAGCAAGAGUUGAGAUGGCUUAAAGCAAAAUGCCAAAUUGAGCUCAGAGAGAUUCAAGAUGAGCAGGUAACAGCCCGGUGGCAGGAAUCCGGAGAAGAGGCGGAUCCGGAAGACGAAAUACCGGGUUCUUCUGUUUCCGGUUUGGUAAGAGUCGAUGGAGAAAGAUUGAAAGAGAAGGUGUUUGGAGAAAGAUUGGUACCAAAAUGUCUUAAAAGAACAACUUCACUUCCUGUCGAUGCCAUUGAAUCUUGA